GGAAGUGUACGGGAAGGAGCAGAGUCCGUCUUGCGUCUUUAUUUGUUUACAACGACAUAGUGGAAAAAAAUAACUAUACGCGCUACCAUAUCGGAAUUCUUAUGAGAAAUAACGGCGUAACUCGCUUUAUUUAAUAUGUGAGAGAGAGAGGCAGAGAGGAGGAGCUGGACUGAGUUCUUGUCGGUGAGCCGUUCCGGUGAAGAAUGCGAGAAGAAUGAAGCCGGUAACCAGGAGAGAUGCCGGAGUCUGGCAUCAAACCAAGAGCCUGCUCCACAAGAACGUGCUGAUCAAAUGGAGAACCAAGCAGCAGAGCCUGCAGGAGCUGAUUCUGCCCCUGGUGCUGCUGGGUCUCCUCAUCGUCAUCAGCACCAUGAACCCCCACGUCUACUACAGCGGCUUCCAGACGACCGAGUUGCACCGGGACGGAGAGCUGUCCUUCAAGACCCUGGGCUACACCCCCAUCAGCAACGUCACCAACCACAUCAUGGAGGAGGUGGCCAGCUCCCUGCGGGUGGACCUGGAGAUGUUCUCCAGCGAGGAGGACAUGGAGAACGCCAGCCUCUACGAGCCAUCCACCUUCGUCGGCGUGGUCUUCCUCGACGGGACGUCCUACCGCCUGCGCUUCCCCUACAACGAGCUGCCCCUUCCCAGCGACUACACCGAGUCCCUCGCCAGCUGUUUUGAAGACUCUGUGACCUGCAGGGCGGCUAACUACUGGUAUUCCGGCUUCGUCCGGUUGCAGGCCUUCAUCGACGCCUCCAUUAUACAGAUGCAGACGAAGCAGGACGUGUGGAACGUGAUGUCGGGCCUGCGCGUGGUCAUGAUGGGGCAGCCUGGCUCGGUGGAGAUGCAGACGUUCUCCCACGCCGUCAGCUCCAUCUACCUGGUGCUGGCGUUCACACCCUUCGUCUCCUUCCUCAUCGCCAACGUGGCGGCCGAGAAGGAGCACCGGCUCAAGGACACUAUGGGGAUGAUGGGACUGUACGACUCCGCCUUCUGGCUGUCCUGGGGGCUCUUGUACGCUGCCUUGGUCACCACCAUGUCUAUCCUGAUGUCCAUCAUCGCCACCUGCACCGCCCUCUUCCCCAACAGUGACUUUCUGCUCAUCUUCCUGCUCAUCUUCCUGUAUGGGAUAUCCUCAAUCUUCUUCUCCUUCAUGGUGACGCCUCUGUUUAAGAAGCCUAAGUUUGCGAGCACGGUGGGCUCCAUGCUGACCGUGGUGCUGGGCUGCCUCUCUCUCUUCACUGUGUUCAUCAAAGACUUCCCCCAGCCGCUGGUCUGGGUUCUGUGCCUGCUGUCCCCGAGUGCCUUCUCCAUCGGCAUCGCCCAGGUGGUGUACCUGGAGGCCCAUGGGGAUGGCGCGGUGUUCUCCACCCUGACCAGCGGCCCGCACCCCCUCUACACACCCCUGCUGAUGCUGGCCUUGGACAGCGCCCUCUACCUGUUGCUGGCCUUAUACCUGGACCAAGUGCUGCCUGGCGAGUUCGGCAUGCGCCGGUCCCUCCUCUACUUCCUGAAGCCGUCCUAUUGGUCGAAGCGCAGGAAGCGCUACGCGGAGGUCAGCUCGGUGUGCGAGAGCGAGGUGAACGGGGGUCCCGUCUUCGACGAGUGCGUCGAGCCCGUGUCCCCCGAGUUCAGGGGGAAGGAGGCCAUCAGGAUCAACAGCAUCCGGAAGGUGUACAAUGAGAAGGACAGCACCGUGGAAGCCCUCAGAGGCUUAACGUUUGACAUCUACGAGGGUCAGAUCACGGCCCUCCUGGGUCACAGCGGGGCGGGGAAAUCCACCCUGAUGAACAUCCUGUGCGGGAUCUGCCCCCCCACGGAAGGCACGGCCACCAUCUACGGCUCUCCGGUGUGCGAGAUGGCGGAGGGGGUGGAGCUGCGCAGGCUAGUGGGCAUCUGCCCGCAGUUCAACAUCAUGUUCGACGUGCUGACCGUCGAGGAGCACCUCCGCAUCUUCGCCGCCAUCAAAGGCAUCCCCGCCGCCGACAUCGACGCCGAGGUGACCAAAGUGCUGCGUGACCUGGACCUGGAGAAGAUCAUGGACGCCCAGGCAAAGAACCUGAGUGGCGGCCAGAAGAGGAAGCUGUGUGUGGGAAUCGCUAUUCUGGGAGACCCCAAGAUCCUGCUGUUGGACGAGCCCACGGCGGGCAUGGACCCCUGCUCCCGGCACCAGGUGUGGACCCUGUUGAAGAGCCGCAGGGAGGGCCGGGUCACCGUGAUCAGCACGCACUACAUGGACGAGGCCGACAUCCUGGCAGAUCGCAAAGCCGUGAUCUCUCAGGGCAAGCUCAGGUGUGUGGGCUCCUCUCUCUACCUCAAGACUAAGUGUGGAGUUGGCUACCACCUCAGGAUGUCGGUGAGCGAGGCCUGCGAUGUCGACCGCAUCACCCCGCUGGUCCAGCAGCACGUCCCCAAGGCGCAGUUGUCACGGCGACAGGAGGCGGAGCUCAUGUACACGCUGCCGUUCGAGAGCGUGAGCGCGUUCGCAGGUCUCUUCUCUGACCUGGACUGCCGGCCUGACCUGGGCAUCACUAACUACGGGGUUUCCAUGACGACCCUGGAGGACGUCUUCCUGCGGCUGGAGGCAGAGGCGGAGGUGGACCAAGCAGACUACAGCGUGUUCAACCAGGAGCAGGCGGAAGGGGACGAGGGCGACGCCUUCUCAUUGGACGACAGCGACACCGACGAGCGCCUGCUCGCCUUCUCCGAGGCCCGGCCCGAGGCGGUGACUGGCCACGCCCUGUGGCGGCAGCAGUUCGGCACCGUGGCCCGGCUGCACCUGCUCAACCUGCAGCGGCAGAACCCCGUCAUCUACGUCCUGGCCCUGUUCGGGACCUUCCUGGCCUGCGUGUUGCUCCUCUCCCUGAUCACCGGGAACAUCCAGAUCCACGCCCCGGACCGCCAGUUCCGCCCCAUCUACCUGCUGCGCCGAGACCAGCCGCCCAGGAAGUACGCCACCAGCCUGUUGCUGCUCAACUCCACUGACUCCGAUAUCUCCGAGUUCGUCCGCAGCGUGGAGGCGCAGGACAUCAAAGUGGAGCUGGCGAAGGAGGCGGACUACAUGGCGAUUGCUCCCCACAGCGCCGCCAUCAAAGUGGCCGGGACCAGCAAGAGUCUGGAGUAUCACGUGGCCUUCAACAGCACCACCGUGCACUCUCUGCCCAUGGUGGUGAACGUGCUGAGCAACGCCCUGCUCCACAGCCACAACGGGACCGGACACAUCAACACCUGGACCAAGCCCUUCGAGUUUCAAAUGCCGGACUCCAUGUCGUACGCGCUGGUGUACAUCGAGACGGUGCUGCUGGGUAUGCUGGCUGCCGGGACGCCCGCCUACUUCGCCAUGGAGCACACCCGCGACCGAGAGAUAAAGUGCCGGUCCACGCUGCGGAUCUCGGGCCUGGUACCCUCGGCGUACUGGUGCGGCCAGGCGGCGGUGGACGUGCCGUUUUACUACCUGAUCCUGACCUGCAUGAUCAGCACCCUGUUCGCCUUCCACUCCACCGACCUGCUGUACUCCAGCGCCGUCACCUCCGCGAUCCUGUGUGUGAUUGGCUCCGGCCCUGCCAUGAUCCUCUUCACCUACGUCAUCUCUUUCAUGUUCACGCGGGUGCAGAGCAACCGCGACUUCUUCUCCGUGGUGUCCAUGAUGGCGUGCAUGGUGUCGGCCUCCAUCGUGCAGCUAGCCUUCAUCAACAACAACGUGGUGCUGUCCCGAAUCCUGCACAACACCCUCUGCUUCCUCAACCCCCUCUACCCCCUCAUGGGCUGCCUCAACUGCAUCACCAAGGCCACCUUCCUGUCCUCCAUCUACGAAGGAGACAGCUUCCUGUGGAAGGCCCAGCUCAUCGCCGUGGUAGCGCCCUACCUGCAGUGCAUCCUGCUGCUCUUCCUGCUCCGCUGGCUGGAGAUCCGCUGCGGGGGGACCACCAUGAAGAACGACCAGCUCUGCAGGAUCCGCUCCAGACAGGCAGGGGGCAGCAGAGUGCAGAGGAACCUGGAGGAGUCGGAGAACGAGGACGAGGAUGUGCAGGCGGAGAGGGCCCGGGUCAAGGAGGCGCUCACCUGCCAGUCCUGCCAGGAGAAGCCAGUGGUGGUGGUGAGUAACUUGAGAAAGGUGUACUUUGGGCGGAAGGAAGAGUCAGUUUUCAACAAGAAGAUGAAGGUGGCCACCAAGAACAUCUCCUUCUGCGUCCGCAAAGGUGAGGUGCUGGGUCUGCUUGGUCCUAACGGUGCGGGGAAGAGCACCAUUAUGCACAUGCUGGCUGGAGACUCGGAUCCGUCCGCGGGACAGGUGCUGAUGGGAGAUUACAGCACGGAGUUCCGGCCGGCGGAGAACCUGCUGGAGCACAUCGGUUACUGUCCCCAGGUCAGUCCGCUGUGGCCCAAGAUCACCCUGCAGGAGCACCUGGAGAUCUAUGCUGCCAUCAAGGGCCUCCGCCCCGAUGACAUCCCCAACACCAUCAGACGGGUGGUGAAUGCACUGGAGCUGAAGGAGCACCUGCACAAGAGGGCCAAGGACCUGUCCGCCGGCAUCAAGAGGAAGCUGUGCUUUGCACUGAGCAUGCUGGGAAAUCCUCAGAUCGUGCUCCUGGACGAGCCGUCGACGGGCAUGGAUCCCAAAUCCAAGCAGCGAAUGUGGAGGGCAAUACGUGCGGCUUUCAAGAACCGGCAGCGGGGGGCCAUCCUGACCACCCACUACAUGGAGGAGGCGGAGGCCGUGUGCGACCGGGUGGCCAUCGUGGUGUCGGGGGAGCUGAGGUGCAUCGGGUCCAUCCAGCACUUGAAGGGGAGGUACGGGCGGGGCUAUAGCCUGGAGGUGAAGCUGCGGGAGGAGCUGACAGGCCUCCAGCGGGGGGCCCAGCUGCACGAGGAGAUCCUGAGAACCUUCCCCCACGCCGUGCGGCAGGACAGCUUUGCCACCCUGAUGGUGUACAGGAUUCCCAUGGAGGAUGUAAAGUCUCUGUCCAAAGCUUUCUCCCAGCUGGAGAGCGCAAAGCAAACCUUCAACUUUGAGGAGUACAACUUCUCCCAGUGUACCCUAGGGCAGGUGUUCAUGGAGUUUGCGAAGGAGCAGGAGAACGAGGAGGAGGUGGGGUCUCUCAGCACCACCUUCCAGUGGCAGAGACUGAGGCAGGAGGGGCCAGUUCCAGCCAGCCAAUCCGACAGCAUCGUGCACCAGCUGUGACCCCUCCCCCUCCGCCGCACCCCACCCCGCCACGCUCCGCCCGCCUCCGCCCACGACCCUGCCCCGACCCCCUCGCACCCGCGCCAGGGCUCCGAAUCUCAGGCCAGAUGGGAAGUGAGCGCCCCCUGCUGGUGUUUCCUCUGAGCUGCACCGAUGGACAGCCCCUCCCUCUCCACAGAGACCUGCCUGCUGCACCUGCUCCCAUUUAUCAACUACCAGCCCCUACACACACACACACACACGUGCACACACUCACACACUCACACACACACUCACACGCACAC
Megalops cyprinoides (Indo-Pacific tarpon) is the source of this 5472-nucleotide messenger RNA. It is a transcript of the gene abca5, whose product is annotated as ATP-binding cassette, sub-family A (ABC1), member 5. Lineage: Eukaryota; Metazoa; Chordata; Actinopteri; Elopiformes; Megalopidae. Bases 215 to 5188 code for a protein of 1657 amino acids. The record is from RefSeq and is a predicted model, not a curated record. Gene Ontology annotation, molecular function: lipid carrier activity; ATP binding; ATP hydrolysis activity. Gene Ontology annotation, biological process: transmembrane transport; lipid transport. Gene Ontology annotation, cellular component: intracellular membrane-bounded organelle; membrane. The transcript has 39 exons.